AUGAAUCGCAACACAAAUGGAGAUGUGCUUCACUAUUAUGGAUCCAAAGGAGAGCAAGAGCCAAUUCAACUAAAACCCGGAGUGUACGGCUUGAGCUGCAGCCUGCUAGAUACCCCUUGGAAGAAACUCCAACAUGGGAAGAAUCUGUUUGCUGACAUCAUCAAAAAGAGCCAGGACAUUGCCAGAGAAGACCUAGUACAGGAGCUUAUUAAAGUGAUGAAUAAUGAAGAACCACAGUUACCAGACCCAGCUAUAGAAGAACAGGGAAAAGACUUUGUCCGGCCAAUCCUACGCAGCUAUUCAGCAGUUUGUGUUCGUUGCCCAGGCUAUGGAACAAGGACCAACACCAUCGUUCUUAUUGAUGGAGAAGGACAAGUGACCUUCACGGAGCGCACAAUGCUAAAUUGUGACAUCACUCAGUGGAAAACCAGCACUUAUCAGUUUAAGCUACAACCCUAGCGCCUCAUCCUAAAGAAAAGUCUGUGUUAACCAAGGAGAAAUAUACAUAACACACAUAUCUGGUGCUUGAAAUAUGCGAAAACAUAUUCACUUAUUUGAAACAACUGUAUCAACUAGCACAAAAGCCAGAGAACCAAAAUAAUUGCAGUAGUGCAAACCACAGCACAAUCACCAGUUGGAAAUAUCUCUUUGUCUCUGAACAUGUUUUUUUAACUUGGUGGUAUUUAUGCAGCAAGCGCAUCAAUAAUGCAUCAGAUGCCAUAAAAAACAAAUGGGUAGGAAAAACAGUCAGUAUUUUAUCUGUAAUCUGAGCGGCAGUGAUCUGUGAUUUGUAGCCUCUAGUUUUGCUUUAAGAACAUGCAUUAAGAAGUGAUAGGGCUAAUAACGUGAGGACAUCAUUAUGCUGAGAUUUGUAACGUGACGGGAUCAGCCAUCUUGGUUUAUUUUCUUACCAGAGCCUAAGGUUUUAUUUUAAUGACUGAUCUUGAGGCAAGAUAUUAACUAAUAUUAGUGCUGGCUGUUAGAGAGUGCGGCUUCCUAGCUAAAUAGCUUUUAAUAAAAAUGUCAAGCUUUUACAAGAUCCAGUUUUAUCAUCUGGGGAGGGGGAAUAUUGCCUCAAUUAUCUAAAAUAACAAUUCUGAUAAUCUGGCAUGUUUGAGACUAUAAGGCCUAGUUCACACUUCAGUGUUUGGUCAGUGAUUUCCAUCAGUGAUUUGUGAGCCAAAACCAGAAGUGGAGCCUCCAUAGACAUUAGGUAGAAGGGAA
Bufo gargarizans (Asiatic toad) is the source of this 1224-nucleotide messenger RNA. Its product is annotated as transport and Golgi organization protein 2 homolog. Lineage: Eukaryota; Metazoa; Chordata; Amphibia; Anura; Bufonidae. The record is from RefSeq and is a predicted model, not a curated record. The coding region runs from base 1 to 459 and encodes 152 amino acids. Gene Ontology annotation, cellular component: Golgi apparatus. The transcript has 5 exons. Gene Ontology annotation, biological process: protein secretion; Golgi organization.